Cuscuta epithymum is the source of this 1018-nucleotide messenger RNA. The record is from the annotation of a GenBank genome assembly. Lineage: Eukaryota; Viridiplantae; Streptophyta; Magnoliopsida; Solanales; Convolvulaceae.
UAAAUGGAAAAGAAAAGAAAAAGGGGAGUGGGGGCAUACCUGUUGUGCGCAGACGGGAGCAGAAGGCUUGCCAGGGGGAAUUAUUUGCCUCGCUGACAUCAUGUUGAUGUCAGCAUGAGGCACCAUGCACUACCAACGGCUCAAUUGUUUGUAUAAAAAAAUAUUUGGUAGAUCCAACGGUUGUGAUGAACUUGACACUGUUUGAACGGGAAAAAAAUGAUCCAACGGCUGAAAUUUAAAUCCAACGGUUGAAAUAAUUUAUUUUAUUUUUCUAUUAUUUUUAAUUGAUAUUUUGCUCGAAAAUCCUAUAUAAACACCUCAUUCCUUCUUAUUUUAAUCACACAUCUUCCAUAUCUCUCAUUCUUCAUCAUAUUUUUUCACUACAAUUUUGUUAUGUCUUCCUCAAAAAGGGGUGUUAAUUGGAAUGCUAAAGAGGAUGUUGUUCUAUGUAAUGCUUGGGUCACCAUAUCUGAAGAUGGUGCCAUUGGAAUAAAUCAACCGGGGGAGACUUUCUGGGGCCGAAUUCACGAGAUAUUUUCGGCACAAAGUCAAAUUCCUCGAACUCGAGAUGCAAUUGAGUCUCGUUUCAAGAUCAUCAAUAAUCAAUGUUCUCAAUGGAAAGGUUGUGUGCGGAAAGCGAACGCAACUCCGAGGAGUGGGUCAAACCUAGACGAUUUGAACUUUCAAGCCAAAGACAUUUUCAUGAAUGAUAACAAUGGCAAGACAUCCAAAUUUGAGCAUGCGUGGCGUGUCCUCCAAGUGUGUCCGAAGUGGUACCAACAAUACGAAGCUCCGGUAUCCUUCUCCCGGCCAAUAUCGUCUCCACAAUCGCACGAUUCGCCCACACUCGGAGGUAGUGCUAGCUCUCCCUCGGAUGGAGAGCCACUUCAACGUCCCGAAGGCCGGGACAAGCAAAAGGCCAAAAGAAGUGGAAAAGCAAAGGUGUCUAAGUUAGAUCCAAUGAUGACGCAAUGUUUACAAGAAAUGAUUGAGCAAGGCAGAGAACAAGCUUCAAGAA